Molecule: messenger RNA, 2381 nt
Organism: Glossina fuscipes
Lineage: Eukaryota; Metazoa; Arthropoda; Insecta; Diptera; Glossinidae
Product: UDP-glycosyltransferase UGT5-like
Exons: 7
Coding region: 807-2381 (524 amino acids)
Molecular function (GO): UDP-glycosyltransferase activity
Source: RefSeq, a predicted model, not a curated record
UCAUAUCAGUUGCAUGAAAGUAACGUGACAGUCGUUAAAUAAAUUGCAAGUAUUCCGCGUUUGAUUGCGUUUUUUUGAAUAAAAGGUUUUUCUUGCUUCUAAUAGAAUGAAUCGGUAGGAAACAUCACUUUCCCGUUAUAGUAAAUGAAUGCUCAAUACGGAAUUUAUUUCUAUCGAAAAGGAAGGAUAUUUUCCCUUUUGUAUCGAAACACCUAUACCUCACGAAUGUGAAAAUAAUCAAGACGGUAUGAAAUUUUGGCAUCUUUUGAGAGUUGACACCUUCGCAAAACUGCAUGAGUAGCCGAGUAAGCAAGAAUCGCGACCACCAAGUCAAUGCGUUGGUUCUAUAUAGUUAGGGUAAGCACCCGGUCGGUAAAAGCACAUGUACUAAUUUGCAUGCAUCCACUAAGUUGCGACCGCUUCCAUCUCUUUCCUCACUUGUCUCCAACCGUCAACGCGCGAGUAAGAGACAUCGCUUGAGUGAUUGCUCAUGUAAUAAAGCAAAAAGGAAAAGAUAUUAAUUAUUUAUUGGAGACGACAUAUCUAUGUAUCAGUUCCGAGAAUUAUUGACAGCAGACAAUAUCCUAUACCUGAAAUUACUUGAAUGGAAUUUUGUUUGCUUUCUGCUUAUCGCUAUCUACACAUUUUGUAGUUAGAUUAAAAAUCAUGGGAAAUUAUGAUGAAAAACUCUGCUGUUAAUAAAUAGCGAAUGUAACAACUAAUCUAAUAUAAGUAAAAAAAAGCAAAAAGUCUCAUCAAACUAAGUCAUAUUACGUAUAUGAAGUCGACAUUCGAAAUUUGCAUUUAUGAUGAGUAUGGGAAUUAUGUUCUCCGCUUGGCUGCCCGUGGUUGAGAAUGCGAACAUUUUGGCAGUUUACACGUUUCCGGGUAAAAGUCAUUACAUGAUGCAUGUGGCAUUAAUUAAGGAGCUUAUACGUAAAGGACAUCAGAUCACAAUGAUAACCGCACUUACGCUGCGACAUCAAAAUUUGGGUAGCAAUUAUACGGAAAUAUUUAUUGAUCCGGUCUACGAUUACUGGAAUGACGUUGUUCCUUAUUUCAAAGCGGAUAACAUAUUCGAAUUAACCAAAAUGGAUUUGCAUGAUUUUUUAAAAAUGCUUGAAAUUAUUGGUUUAAAAACAACUGAGCAUGCUUUAAAACAAUUAAAAGUUCAAGAGAUUAUUAAUGCAAGACAUACUCGUGGUGUUUAUGAUUUACUCUUGGCUGAGCAGUUCUAUCAAGAACCAUUUUUGGCAUUAUCUCGAAUAUAUGACAUACCUGUGAUCACAACCAGUACUCUAGGUUAUGAAAAUCAUAUGAGUCAAAUGAUGGGUCUUAUACAGCCUUGGUCUUUUGUACCGCAUGGUUUUAUGCCUUACACCGAUCGUAUGUCAUUUACAGAACGCUUGCAAAACUCUUAUUAUUCUUUGUUUGAAGAUGUACACAGAGAAUGGAUAUAUUUCCCGAAAAUGGAUAAAUUAGUGCAAACAUAUUUUGGUCAUUUGGAAGUUCCAAUUCCGAAAAUCUCGGACAUGGAGAAAAACAUAUCUGUCAUGUUACUAAAUAGUUACGCCCCGUUAACAACGACAAGACCCACAAUUGCGGGCAUGAUACCAGUCGGGGGUAUGCAUAUUUAUCCACCGCGCGCCUUACCGGAAGAUAUACAAAAAUUUUUAGACGAGGCCAACGAUGGAGUGAUCUAUUUUAGUUUAGGCAGCAAUGUUCAAUCGAAAGAUAUGCCCGCUGAAAAAAUGAAAAUAUUCCUACAAGUAUUUGGUAAAAUGAAACAACGCAUCUUGUGGAAAUUCGAAAAGGAAAGCAUUCCUAAUAAGCCGGAUAAUAUAAUGAUUAAAUCGUGGCUACCUCAGUCCGAUAUACUGGCUCAUGAAAAUAUUAAAGUUUUUAUAACUCAUGGCGGCUUGUUAGGCAUACAAGAAGGAGUUUAUCAUGCCGUCCCCAUGCUAGGAAUGCCAAUAUAUUGCGAUCAGCAUUUGAAUAUGAAGAAAGCGAUAUUAAGUGGUUAUGCCAUCAAUAUACAUUUUCAAAGUAUAACGGAAGAGAUUCUGAAAAAUUCUUUAGAGGAAUUACUCUACAAUCCUGCAUAUCGUAAUAAUAUAAAAAAUAUAUCGCAGAUUUUUAAAGAUCGACCUUUAAAUGCCCGUGAUAUGGCCAUCUAUUGGAUCGAAUAUGUUGUACGUUAUCGAGGCGCUCCUCAUUUACGUUCAGCCGGUCUAGAUCUUAAGUGGUAUGAGUUCUACCUACUAGAUGUUGUUGCAUUUGUGAUUCUUAUCUUAGCAUUAUUACUAAUUUCAUUAAAAUUUUUAUUAAGGUUUUUAAUGUUUAAAAAACCAGAAAAUCAAAAGAAAUCAAAAUUGAAUUAA